Messenger RNA from Chrysoperla carnea, 1617 nucleotides. RefSeq names its product eukaryotic translation initiation factor 4E-binding protein Mextli (gene mxt). The coding region runs from base 210 to 1538 and encodes 442 amino acids. Gene Ontology annotation, cellular component: RNA cap binding complex; cytoplasm. Lineage: Eukaryota; Metazoa; Arthropoda; Insecta; Neuroptera; Chrysopidae. The record is from RefSeq and is a predicted model, not a curated record. The transcript has 6 exons. Gene Ontology annotation, molecular function: translation initiation factor activity; eukaryotic initiation factor 4E binding; RNA binding. Gene Ontology annotation, biological process: regulation of formation of translation initiation ternary complex; positive regulation of translation.
UUGUAGUUUAUUAAGUUUCAAAAUGUGUUAAUCAUAGGAAUUUCCUUCAUAAUUUUGGGCUAGGUUUUGUAAAAAUUUCUUAAGCAUUUGUUUUAAUAAUAGACUAUUGUUGCAUUUCUUUUUUUUUUACUUUAACGAAACAAUUGAAUUUUUCUUAUUUCCUAACCUUAUUUUAAGAGUAAGGUUCAAGGAAACUCCUUACUUUCUAAAUGUCUGUAAGUAGUAUUUCUUCUCGAUUAGCUAGGCCGAAAAAAUCAUCCGAAAUGUCACGUCCAUUGAGGCCUGCAUCUUUCAUAGCUUCGAAAUUACGCAGUGAAGGAAAGCUAAACACUGUUGAAGGAAUUAUGAUGUUAACUGAACGAAUUUCUGCCCUUCUUAAUGGAGAUGUUUUCGAUCCAUCUUUACAAGCGAACAUAACAAGUUUAUGUCAACAUUUAAAAUUGUAUGGAUGUCAUUUAGAGGCUUUAUACAAAGAGCCAUUAGAUCGAGCUUUCGUGACAUUCCGCAAUGCUUGUCAAGACGAAAGGCUUGAUUAUGUGUCACGAGUUCAUCUUUUGCAAUUAAUCGAAUUGCGCGCCAACCAAUGGCUGGGUACAGAUCAUAUGAGUCAAUAUUAUGCUUCACAUGUUGCUGAUGGUCCUCUUAAUGUGGGCACGGAUAACGUAAGUGCAUCUUCUCCAACACUUUUAGCACCUGGCGAGUUAUUAAGACCGUCGGGUAAAUUUCCAAAGCCUACAAGGAUUCCUGGCAAAAAUUACUGUAAAGACGAAGUUGUUAUACGAAAUGCGGACUCAGGGAAAGUAAUGGGUAUAAAAGGUCGUCGUGUCCAUAUGAUCGAAGAAUUGAGUGAAACUAUUAUUUCAUUUCAACGUGUAGCACCUGGUGCUAAAGAACGACUUGUUCAAAUAACAGGUUCAAAUGAAGAAAGUAUAAAUCAUGCUAAACAACUUAUGGAAGACACAAUUCGCCGAAAUGCUUCUCCAGUACGAAUGACACCACAUGGUGGAGCAUCUACCUCCAGUUUAAGUUCUUCUGGUGAUGAAGAAAGUGAAUUGACAAUUCCAUUAUCCAGAAGUAUAUCGACCCCCGCAGCUGCUAUGCCUGAUAAUUCAUUACCUGAAUUUAAGUAUACUGUUUCGGUUGGAGGAAGAACUCUACGAGUAACAGGGUUUGAUUUAGAAUUAGUUCGAACAGCAAAGUUAGUUCUUGAUGAAUAUUUUGGGGGUAUCCUUGGAGACGGUGAACGAUUUGUUAGUGCAAAUGAACUAUGGACAAGUCCUUGGGAUGAAGGAGGAAGUAGUGUGACUGAAAAUCGCUUAUCAUACGAUGCAAAAACAUUGGUUCAAAUAUCAUUAACCACAUUAAGUCGAAGUCCUCCAGAAACUUGGCAACGUAUAUGCCAAGAUUUCCCAGCAAUUGCACGCAAGGUAAUUGAAAUAUUUGAUGUGGAGGAAUACUUAAAACGAGCUGAAGAACCUGCGAAUAAUACAGUAGUUAGUGCUACUGAAAUGAUUUCAAGUAGUCCCGAACUCGAAUAAAUUUAAUAUUUAUUAUUUACAUUUGCUUUGUUUAUAUUUCUUGUAACUUUGCACUUAUUAAACAAAUUAUAAUAAUUAA